GAGCCUCUUACAUAUGCAGCUUAAAAUACAUAUACAAAACUGUGGCAAUGCUUCUAUUCUUCUACUUAGUGUAUGUGUGGGAUUUUGUGUCAGUGUCACUUGUGUGGGUUCUCUUACUAUUCACUUGUUGUAUUUCCUUGGUGGGGAGAGGUUGGGGGUGGCCUAGGGUGAGGUUGGUUGUCUUUGGCUGGCUGUUGUGAGAUUUGUUUUUGUGUGUGAGUGGGAUACGUGUGUUGAUCAGGUUUGCCAGUUUGAUUCGUAUGCCGUCAGCCGAUUCUUGCCAUAGUCUUGUUGGGCUGUGUAUGUGAUAAAGGGGAACCAUACCAGGGUGAAGGCGUCUUCUUCUAUUUGUACCUGUGUCAGUUUCAGUUUAUUGGUUAGUUUUUCUAAUAAGGCUGUUUCCCAUGCUAUUUGAUACCAUUGGUCCCUGGUCUCUCCAGUGUCUGGCUAUGAUGCUUCUGGGCUGCUGAGAGUAGGUGGGUUAUGAGCUCUUUGUGAUGUGAAUGGGCAUUGGAGAAAUAUUGGAAGCUACACAUUCAGCUACAAACAGACUGGCAGUGCCUAACCCAAGAUUUUAGACGGGGAUCCCAACCUUGCCGCUCCAGGAUCCAGAACCCGGCACCUUCUGCUUGCGAGGCAGGCGCUCUGCUACUGCGCCACGGUCCUUCCGUGGGCGCGUCUCACCGCAGAGCGGUUAAAAGUUCCAGCCUCAGGCGGCUGACAGAGCCGCCCUCCGAACGGCAGGGGGAGCCCGACAGGCGCUCCGCCUCACCUCCACCCUCCGCCCCUCUGGCCGGCUGCGGGCUCUAUGGCCAAUCCGGCGACGCUCUGCCUCCGGCGGACGGCGCCUCUGUGGUAGCGAGCCCGAGUAAAACCAUCCUAACCCCACAUCCGCCUCCCUCCCUCCCUCCCCUCCCUGCGCCCCGCCGCUUUGUACUGCUGAGGGAGGGAAGAUGGCGGCGCGGGCGGGCUUCCAGGCGGUGGCUCCGAGCGGCGGCGGCGGCGGGGCCGGCCCCGGGGCGGGAGCGCUGGGCCCAGGGGCUGCCGGGCCUCCUGUGCGGAUGGGCCCGGCCCCGGGGCAAGGAAUGUACCGCUCUCCCCUGCCCGGCGCUGCAUACCCGGUACCCGGCCCGGCCCGGCUGAGGGGAAGGCGAAGGGGGCGGGGCCUGGGGGCGGGGCGUCCGCGAGAGGCGAGGGAGGGAGGGAGGCGGCGGCGGCGGCGGCGACGCUGCAGUGGGCGGGGCUUUCUGGUGGGCGGGGCUGGGAGAGGCUUUCUCUGGGAAGAUGGAGGAGAGGAGCAAACGGGAAAAGAGCUGCUGGAAGAGGGCAGGAUCCGGGGCAUAAGAUUUAUUGGACCCAAAGGAGAAAGGAGAAAUAAAAGCGGGGGGAGAAUAUGGGGGUGAGGCUUCAAUGGCUGGGAGGAAAGGAGGCGGGAAACGGGGGGGCUGCGGGUUUAAGGAUCAAGGGUUUAGGGCCGAGGGGGAGGGGAAAGGGGUGGUAUUUAGGGCGAUGUGGGGAGGGGAGGAAGAUCCGGGUUCUCUGGCCUUAAAUGGGGGAUUUGCAGCCGGUACGUGGAAAUGCAUUUAAGGGAAUCUUCUUGGGGAGGUUUGAUUAUGGUAUUUUCAUUUGUUUAAUUUAUAAGGUUUUGCAUAUUUUGGGGUUUUUAUUGCAUAAAAGUGAUGCAUAAGGAAACGGAGAAUUAGAAGUGCACCUGUUUUGAAAGCAUAGAGAGAGUUAAAGCCGACAGAAAUCCGGCUAGCCGAUGUAAAGGUGUUUGGUUUUGGUUUUUUCAAAUGAAUAAAUGAAAAAUUCCAAAGGGGGAGGUGGGGUGUUCCAGAGAUAGCGAGGCUAAAGGCGGGUUUGUGCAAGGAGCAGCAGGUACAAGCGAUAAAGCUUUGCUUGGCUUGUACCGUUUCAGGGGGCAGGGAAGGGUUGCUUGUUUGAAUGCUUCUCUGACCAGGAGAGAAACUUACCCCCGCCCCAUGUCUACACACACAUUUAAGCUUAAUGCAAUAAUAGGGAAAUGUCUGGAUUCUUCUAUGUGAAGUGCUAGAUGCACUGCACACAAAAUAACAUAUUUUUUGCUCUAUAAGACUCACUUUUUCUCUCCUAAAAAGUAAGGGGAAAUGUGUGUGCAUCUUAUGGAGCGAAUGCAGGCUGCGCAGCUAUCCCAGAAGCCAGAAACAGCAAGAGGGAUCGCUGCUUUCACUGUGCAGUGAUUCCUCCUGCUGUUCUGGCUUCUGAGAUUCAGAAUAUUUUUUUUCUUAUUUUCCUCCAAAAACUAUGUGCUUCUUAUGGUCUGGUGCGUCUUAUAGAGCGAAAAAUACGGUAAUUCGUAUGUUGGAGGCAUAGCGAAACUUGCAAGUCUCCAGCUGCAGGCUGAAAUGGCACAAUCGAAGAAAAGCUGUACCACUUGAUUCUGUUGGGACCAACCGUGACAGAUGAGAUUAAGAAAUACCUUUGAUGGAACUGAAGGGAAAUGUCUUAGGGUGUUUCGCUAAAGGGAAGCGGUGAUGUCCUGAGGCUCUUCCAAAGUCAUGUUCCUCUGUGUUCUUUAUUUUCCCAGCGCCCUGGCAUGCUGCCUGGCAGCCGCAUGAACCCUCAGGGACCUGCCAUGGGACCUCCAGGGUAUGGCGGGAGCCCUUCAGUCCGACCAGGGAUGGCUCAGUCGGGAAUGGACCAGUCUCGCAAAAGGCCAGCCCCUCAGCAGAUCCAGCAAGUUCAGCAACAGUCAGUUCAGAACCGUAACCAUAAGUAAGAGAACCCGCUUCUUUCACAAGCCUCGUGGCAAUGAAGAGCAUAAAUGCCAUGCUCUUCAGCAUCUUUGGGGUGAUAUUGGCUGUUAUUUUAAGUUCCAAAAAUGGUUUACUUGGAAAAAUAGAGAGAGGGAGAGGAGAAGCCUCAGGAAGACAAUUUAAACUCUGAAAUCACUAUUGAUAUAACUAGGAGGAAAGGAGAUGUAACUGCAGACUCGCUGACAGCCAUGUAUUUAUGGGAGCUUCCUGCACUGAACAUUCCUUUCCUGUAUCCUCAAUCUGUGAUUCCCACAUAAGUCAUGUGGUCAGAUAUUAGCAUGGGAUACUGUGUGGGUGCAUUGUGGUUUGUGCAGGUCAGGUGCACUGUCUUGAGUUUCGAAAGAACCCAGAGCGAAAAAGCCAAGUGGUGUUCUCUGAUACUUGCAUAUACUGGUGCUCUCAAUAUGACAAGCUUCUUUAGGUUGCAGAUGUGAAAUAAUUUUACCUAUAUUAAGAUCCCCACUGCAGAUUGCAGCCGUGUGCAUACUUACUAAGGAGCAUGUUCCUCUGAACUCAGUGGAACUUACUUCUGAGUAAAUAUGCCUAGGAUCAUGCUGUGAUUCCUAGACACUGGCAUUCAACUUCAUUUAGAAAGUUUCUUUUAAAAUAUAUAUAUAUUGAUUUUUCACUGAAAAAUCUUUACAAAUUUUAACAUAAACGGUAAAUUACUUUAUCCAUUGACCUUUUAGAAUUUUUCAUUAUUAAAAAACCCCCAGAUGACUUUUAUUUCCUUGGCGCCUAACAAAGCUCUGUCAUAGUAGGAAGUAUCCUUUAUGUAUUUUGUUUGCAUUUUUAUUUUUAUUUAAAAUGGAUCAAAUAGUAGAUAUGAUUCAGUAACAUAUCCAAUCUACAAGGUACUGCUUAGCCAGGGGUUCGGACUUACCACCCUAACAAUUUUGUUUUUACAUAGUGCCAAGAAAAAGAAGAUGGCGGAUAAGAUUCUACCUCAGCGGGUGAGUGAGGCUUGAAGCGCUUUGAGGUCUGUUACGGUUUCAGGGAGCCAGGCCAGUCCUGACUGAUAAUACUUGUGCUCUGUUCUAGAUCCGGGAGCUAGUGCCAGAGUCUCAGGCGUACAUGGAUUUGUUGGCGUUUGAGAGGAAGCUGGACCAGACCAUCAUGAGGAAGCGGUUGGAUAUCCAGGAGGCCUUGAAGCGGCCCAUUAAGGUAACAAGAGGAGAGUCCCCAUAAGAAACGCCGAUCUUUCCUACAGCAAUAGAAAAUAAAGUCAACAUGCCCAGUACAGACAUAGCAAUUAUGUUGCUGUCUGGGGCACAGUUACAGGCUCCGGGCUUCUCUAAAUAGGAAUUCUCAAGUGUGCAUUUGCGAUUAGAAACGUACAGUGGUACCUCGGUUUUCGAACAUCUUGGAAGUCAAACUUUUCUGUUUUCGAAUGCCAAAAACCCAGAAGUAAAUGCUUCCAUUUUCAAACGUGCCUCGGAAGUCAAAUGGCUUCCACUGAGUUUUUUAAAAAUUUAUUUUCUCCAUUAAAUUUGCCUUUGUGCCUCGAUUUUUGAACGUUUCGGAACUGUCUUCCGGAACAGAUUACGUUCAAAAACCCAGGUACAGUCAUAUCUCAUGUUAUGUUUGCUUCAUGUUACAUUUUUUCAGGUUGCGUCCCACAGUGACCCGGAAGUACCGGAAAGGGUUACUUCCGGGUUUCGCUGCUCGCGCAUGCGCACAAGCGCUAAAUUGUGCUAUGCGCACAAGCACCAAGUCGCGCCGCACACCUGCACAGAUAUGGCGCUUCAGGUUGCGGGCUUUACAUGUUGCGAACGGGCCUCUGGAACGGAUCCCAUUCGCAACCAGAGGUACCACUGUAUUCGCUUCCUGUCUAUCGCAAACCAUACCUGCUAAGAUGGUUAGAGUUGCUUUCAAACCAAAGUCCCAUCUACACUUCAAGUGCUGAAAUGAAUUAAGCCAGGAGACCCUGCAAAGCAAAUGGAAGAAGGCCGUGGUUAGUCGCUUCUCCUGUAGUAGCUUAAUCAAAGGUUAUGAACUGAGACCUGACUUCUUCUGCAGGUGCUGACUGAUACAGAAGAAAUCACACUGUUCCCUGAUGACACAGUUUAAGUUAGCUGCUGCUUCCUUGCUCAAUCUGCAGCUAUCAGAUACAGAGAUGAGCAUUAGCAGCUGUGCAGACCCCUUUUCUUUUUGGGGUGUCCAGUUGGUUCCUUGGGUUGAGGAAGUGUUAAAUAUUACGGUUAUCGGUUCUCACUUUCACAACUAAUGCGCACUGGGUGCUGCUCCUUUUCAGCAAAAGCGGAAGCUGCGCAUCUUUAUCUCUAACACCUUCAACCCAGCCAAGUCUGAUGCAGAGGAUGGAGAAGGCACCGUGGCCUCCUGGGAGCUCCGAGUGGAAGGACGUCUGCUAGAAGAUGUGAGUGAGGGCUACAAUCGCCAUCUCCACUUAGGGCUGCAGAGAGUUUGCAAAUGUAUCAUUGCUGAGUUCCUAAUGCCUGGGGUUCUUUAAACUAGACAAGGUGGAGAGCAGCUAAACCUUGCCUGUAGCCAGUCCUGAAAGUUGGCUUCUACCGAUGCUUGAAAUAAGUGUUAUGUCACAACCAAAAUGCUGGGUUUGCAAGAAGUGGCAUGUGACUCAUCUCCAGCCUGGAAUCACACAAUUUCUCAUACUUUACAUAGCUGCACUGUGAGAUAAUUCUUUGGUUUGUAUUCAGGAACGAACAUCGAGUGCUUCUGCUGAUUGCAAGCAGCAAAACAGAUUGGUUGAACAGAUUCAGAUUGUAUACUAUUUGGUUCAACAGUGGAGAUCUCUAAUUGGCACCUGAGAUUUCAUUCAGGCCAUAUUCAUAAUCUGCCUUAAUCUUACAGUUCUUAAGGUCUAUCUUUUCGAUGGUCAGGCGUAUCAAUUUCACAUCUUUAAAAACUUAAGAGAACUUCCAGGGUUUUUUAGGGGGUGGGGAGGCCAUGAAGCUGACAUAAGCCUAACGCUUGCAAGUGACAUACACUUCAAUAAGCCCCAAAGAAGACCUUAGAUAAAGGAUACUACACUGAGGAGGGGUGGAUGCAAUACAGUGCUAGAGAGGACAUUGCUCUUGGCUCUGUGGAAGGCAUUUGACAGGUCACAGAGAGCAACCUUUCAUAUCUUUACUUGAGAGAUGAUUCACGGUUCCUGUUAGUUUCUCAGGCUUGAUUGACUGCUCUGUGUAAUUGGUUGCUGUGAUCCGGGAUCUGCUGGUCUCAUUCUCCCUUUUCCCUCCUCCCCUUUCAUCAGUCUGCUCUCUCAAAGUAUGAUGCUACCAAACAGAAGAGGAAGUUCUCAUCCUUCUUUAAGUCUCUGGUGAUUGAGCUGGACAAGGACCUCUAUGGCCCUGAUAAUCACCUGGUGGAGGUAAGAUGCUUCUCAUGGGGGUGUGUGGGUGUUUCAGGACACGGGUGGCGCUGUGGUCUAAACCACUGAGCCUCUUGGGCUUGCUGAUCGGAAGGCCGGCAGUUCGAAUCCCCACAACAGGGUGAGCUCCCGUUGUGCUGUCCCAGCUCCUGCCAACCUAGCAGUUUGAAAGCACGCCAGUGCAAGCAGAUAAAUAGGCACCGCUGUGGCGGGAAGGUAAACAGCUUUUCCAUGAGUUCUGGUUUCCAUCACAGUGUCUCAUUGCGCUGGAAGCGGUUUAGUCAUGCUGGCCAGAAGACCUGGAAAGCUGUCUGUAGACAAACACCAGCUCCCUCAUCCUGAAAGGGAGAUGAGCGCCGCACCCCAUAGUUGCCUUUGACUGGACUUAACCGUCCAGGCGUCCUUUACCUUUAACCUAUGUUUGUUAUAUCGCAUAACCCCAAUAGCUUCCUAAACCAAUAUAUGUUCUCAACCCGAUUAUGGCAUGUAAGGAAUAUGGAAGCCACAGUAACAGAGAAUCAAGUGCAAAGGUCUGGAACGGCUUCCAGUACAGCAUACUGCUCUUUAUGCAGUGGCAUUUCACUUUGUCUCUGAAUGCCUGUCUCUUUCUUUCCCUGCCACCUCACCUGUCCUGUUUUUCCCCUCUCUCCUCACCUUUAGUGGCAUAGGACUGCUACCACCCAGGAAACUGACGGUUUCCAGGUGAAAAGACCUGGCGAUGUGAAUGUGCGUUGUACUGUCCUCUUGAUGCUGGAUUACCAGGUAGGCUAAAGCUCCUUCAUGAUAGAGCCAGCUGAGAUGGGGCCUGAGGGGAGAGGAAAUGCCAGGUAGUAGGGGAGGGAAGCUGAGAAAAAGUUCACCAAUGGCAACCAAGACAUCCCUUUGGUUUUAUAUAGCAUAUGAGUAGACGAAUCUAAAAAGCCCGGGACCCAAAUUCUCACAGCUCUCUAAUAAUAAUAAUAAUAAUAAUAAAUUUUAUUUAUACCCCAGCCAGAGCUGGGCUCAGGGCAGCUAACACCAGUAAAAUUACAGUAAAAACAUAAUGGGAGGGGCAAUUUAAAAUACAGGUUAAAAUGCAAUUUAAAAUGCAGCCUCGUUUUAAAAGUAGCCCAUAGAUCAAAACCAUAAGGAGAGGGAAACAUAAGGGUCAGACUGAGUCCAAACCAAAAGACAGGCAGAACAGCUCUGUCUUGCAGGCCCUGCGGAAAAAUGUCAAGUCCCACAGGGCCCUAGUCUCUUGUGACAGAGCGUUCCGCCAAGUCGGGGCCAGUACUGAAAAGGCCCUGGCCCUAGUUGAGCAGCUAUGGUGGCUCAUUUACCAGACGUAAUGUAUUUAACGGUAACUCCAGAUGUGUAUACUGGGUUCUGACCAAACCAAGCUUCCUAGACCCAUGUACAAUCUGAAACCAAAGGGGUGCAUUGGUUGCUAGAUGUGAAAUACAUUGGCAUUAUUUUCAGCUCUUCAGCCCCACUAAGAACGUUUGUGUUUAUCAGCCAACAACUGCUCUGUCAACAGUCACUAAUGAUUUCUACAUUUGAUCUUUAAUGCAAUUAUCAGAAUCAGGUACAGUGGUGCCCCGCAAGACGAAUGCGUCGCAAGACGAAUGCCUCGCAAGACGAAAGGGUUUUGCGUUUUUUGAGUCGUUCCGCAAGAAGAAUUUCCCUAUGGGCUUGCUUCGCAAGACGAAACGUCUUGCGAGUUCUUGCGAGUAUUUCCUUUUUCUUAAAGCCGCUAAGCCGUUAAUAGCCGCUAAGCCGCUAAUAGCCGUGCUUCGCAAGACGAAAAAACCGCAAGACGAAGAGACUCGCGGAACGGAUUAAUUUCGUCUUGCGAGGCACCACUGUAUUUCUUGUGUUUCAUUUUCCUCUGACUUCACCUCUAGCUACCCAUGUGUAUAGAUGUACCUGAUAACUUCUAAACUGCUCAGAGGCUUUACUACAGCCCAGGGGUAUAUAAAUGUUGUUGAAUAAAUAAGAUAGCAUCCCAUCCUUCUGAUGAAUUGGCUUCUGGGCCAUGAAAGCUUCUGUUAUAAUUUUGUGAGUCUAUAAGGUUGCCACAGUUUUCUUAGGCUUUGUUGUUGUUGUUGUUGUUAUUUGCUACGACUGACUAGCACAGCUGCCCCUCUGGAAAUAUGAGGGAUAUCAGCAACUGUGGUAAAAUUGUAACUAGACCGUCUUUUGGACCUGUCCGUGUUCCCACAGACACUUUUUUAUCACAAAAUUGCUUCAAUUCUCUUUCCUGACGUGAGUUUGUGUAGUAAAAGUGGUGAUUAAAAUAAUAAGUGGUUUCGAAUGUACUCACGGGGUGGUUGCAAUAUCACCAAGUGAAUGAUUUGUUAAAAGAUGAUAAAAAGAAACUGGGAUUUGAAGAUAAAAAAUCUAAAUUUAAUGUGGAAGUCAUAGAAGGUAAAAAUAAAACAUUAUCUAGGAUGUAUGACAUCUUACUGGACUGGUAUACAAAAGACGAAGAGGUGAAGGAGGUUAUGAUAAAAUGGGCCGUAGAUAUCAGUCAUAAUAUUGACUUUGUAAAGUGGCAAGAACUGUGGAAUGUAAAUAUGAAAUUCACGGCGUGAACCUUUGGAAGAUGAUUUAUAGGUGGUAUCUCACGCCAGUGAAAUUGGCUAAGAUCUAUAAACUGAAGACUAAGAAAUGUUGGAAAUGUGGAGAGGGGGAUGGUGAGUUCUACCACAUGUGGUGGACAUGCAGUAAAGUAAAAGGCUUUUGGGAACUGAUUUACAACGAACUUAAAAAAAAAUUUAAAUAUACUUUUCCCAAAAAGCCUGAAGCUUUCCUGCUAGGAAUAGUAGGCAAGGAAAUUAAAAAAGAGGAUAAAAAUCUGUUUCUAUAUGCCACAACGGCCGCUAGAACUAUGUUAGCCCAAAGUUGGAAAAUGGAGUUAAUACCUACUAUAAAUGACUGGCAGAUCAAGAUGUUAAACUAUGCUGAACUAGCUAGAAUAUCAGGAAGAUUAAGAGACCAGGAUGACCAGAAGUUUCAUGACAAUUGGAACAAAUAUCUAACGUAUAUUAAAGAUAAGUAUAGAACUUUGAUGACUCUGGCAGGGUUGGAAUAACUCUAACAGUGUUUGGCAAAUAUGCAAAAGAGAUAAAACACGUGACUUUAGAAUCUAUCUGAUACUUACCAACGAAGUGAAGGGAAGUCCGGGGCUCGGCGGAGCCUAAAAUAACUGUGUAAUGUAUAUAUGACUUUUGUAACAGCUAUGUUAUAUGUAACUUAUGUAAUCUAGACUGCAUAUAUGUAUAACCAAUGAAAAACUAAUAAAAAUUUAUAUGGGGUAAGAUGGGGGGGGGGGGAAUGAGUGUUUUCUCUCCACCACCCCGCCAAAAUGGUCACAGGGAAUUUUUUUUCUCCCCCUCAGAAGUUGAGGGGUGGUGGUUGUUGUUUUUUACGAUUUUUAGGCAAGGCAAAUAAGAGAGCUGUGUUCUUGCCCUUUUGAGACUUUGCUUUUCCUUUGCAGCCUCCUCAGUUCAAACUGGACCCCCGUUUGGCUCGCCUCUUGGGCAUCCACACCCAGACCCGCCCAGUGAUUAUCCAGGCCCUGUGGCAAUACAUCAAGACGCACAAGCUGCAGGACCCUCACGAACGGGAAUACGUCAUUUGUGACAAGUACCUCCAGCAGGUAAAAGCUAUGAGGCCAGGCAGCGGCUCUUUCUGGGGUAUCGUAAGAGCUGGGCCCUUCUGAGCUGCUUGGCCUUCCCUUUCGACCUGCAGAUAUUUGAAUCUCAGCGAAUGAAGUUCUCGGAGAUUCCUCAGCGGUUGCAUGCUUUGCUUAUGCCUCCAGAACCGAUCAUCAUCAACCAUGUCAUCAGGUAAGGCGCAAGCGGGGCUUGGCGUGGGAAUCUUAGCCAGGCAGGCCGCAGGACUGUCGUGGGGGGGAGGGUGACAUAAGCGAAAAUAUUUACAAUGACAAAAAAACAACCACGCUAGAACAAACUUUCAGUAGUGAUUCUUGCUUCAAGUUGUACUGAGGGGGGUCUGUUUUAAGGUGCAUAUCAUUUUCACAUUUCCCAAACAUUCAUGCUUUAAAGUAGAAGCAGAAAUCAAUCUAUGGAAAAUUGGAAGUUCUGGGCAGACUGGAUUUGGAGGAUGGAUGGCGGCGAACAGAUUGAGCUUGAAUCCUGACAAGACAGAAGUACUGUUUUUGGGGGACAGAAGGCGGGCAGGUGUGGAGGAUUCCCUGGUCCUGAAUGGGGUAACUGUGCCCCUGAAGGACCAGGUGCGCAGCCUGGGAGUCAUUUUGGACUCACAGCUGUCCAUGGAGGCACAGUCAAAUCUGUGUCCAGGGCAGCUGUUUACCAGCUCCAUCUGGUACAUAGGCUGAGACCCUACCUGCCCGCGGACUGUCUCGCCAGAGUGGUGCAUGCUCUAGUUAUCUCCCACUUGGACUACUGCAAUAUGCUCUAUGUGGGACUACCUUUGAAGGUGACUUGGAAACUACAACUAAUCCAGAAUGCGGCAGCUGGACUGGUGACUGGGGGCGGCCGCCAAGACCAUAUAACACCAGUCUUGAAAGACCUACAUUGGCUCCCAGUACGUUUCCGAGCACAAUUCAAAGUGUUGGUGUUGACCUUUAAAGCCCUAAACGGCCUCGGUCCAGUAUACUUGAAGGAGCAUCUCCACCCCCAUCGUUAUGCCCGGACGCUGAGGUCCAGCGCUGAGGGCCUUCUGGCGGUUCCCUCAUUGCGAGAAUCAAAGCUACAGGGAACCAGGCAGAGGGCCUUCUUGGUAGUGGCGCCCGCCCUGUGGAACGCCCUUCCAGCAGAUGUCAAAGCGAUAAACAACUACCUGACAUUCAGAAGACAUCUUAAGGCAGCCCUGUUCAAGGAAGUUUUUAACGUGUGAUAUUUUACUGUAUUUUUGGUUUCUAUGGAAGCCGCUCAGAGUGGCUGGGGAGGCCCAGCCAGAUGGGCGGGGUAUAAAUAAUAAAUUAUUAUUAUUAUUAUUAUUAUUAUUAUUAUUAUUAUUAUUUAUUUUGGAAGCAGAGAAAUGCUACCUAAAAAUGUUCUUUGCCUAAGGUGGUUAAGGUAGGGGUGACGUAAGCUGUGGACCUUCAGAUGGUUGUUGUUAUUAUUAUUAAAUUAUCAAUCAAUCGGUAUUUAUUACGGUCCAGAGACCCAACAAAUUGUUACAAAGCAAUGCACAAUUCAGACAGCCUACCUCCAACUUAAACAAGCAUUUUGUUCAGACUUAAGGAUAGGGAUCAUGCAACCACCAAUAAAAACUUUGCCACUGCUAAUGUUCUAGCGUUUGUCCAGUCUUCCAAUAGGAACCUGACAUAGUGAGCCUCUGAUUUUCCCGGGAAAGAUACCAGCAAGGGUAAUAUCAGUUCAGCCCUGGCUUGCUCAUAUUUUGCACAGUGCAGCAAAAUGGAAUCGAUGUCUUGAGCACAUGAGCAAAGUCUGUCCUGGUAGGGAACUCCUCUCAACCUGCCAUCCAACACUGCAGAAGGAAAGACGUUUAGUCUGGCUUUGGUGAAAAGCCUUCAAUAGUUUGGUACUGUCAGGUUUUUAAUGUAAGAUGUUAACUUAAAGACAUUUAUUAAAUUAUUAUUUCCUGAUAUUUAAUUUUACUGUUUGCUAUUAUAUUCUAAUGGAUUGUGAAAUGUUGCUUUAUUUGAUAUAAGUUGUUUAUUUUAAAGUUAUUGUGACUUCUUUCUGUGGGGUCAGAUUGCUAUUAUUAAUGUUUGAUGUUUUAUUAUGUUUUAAAGGUGUUGGAAGCUGCCCAGAGUGGCUGGGCCAACUCAGCCAGAUGGGCGGGUAUAAAUAAUAAAAUUGUGUGUGUCCCCCCCACCCCCCCAUCUGACUGGGUUGCCCCAACCACUCUGAGCGGCUUGCAACAAAUAUAAAAGCGUAAUAAAACAUCUAACACUGAAAAACUUACCUAUUCAGGGCUGCCUUCAGAUGUCUUCUAAACGUUGUGUAGUUCUUUAGCCCCUUGACAACUGAUGGGAGGGCAUUCCACAGGGCUGGGGCCACUAACAUGAAGUCCUCUGCCUGGUUCCCUGUAACUUCUUGCAGUGAGGUUACUGAAUUACAACUUCCAUCAUCCUGGACAUGCAGGCUGAGGUUGAUGGGAGUUGUAGUUCGACAGUUCCUGAACAAGGCUACUGAUUGUCCGUCCCAGCUUGAUGAUUCAUUUCCCCAGUUAUCUCUGUCGGUGAUUUGGUAGAGUUCUGCUGAACCCACACACCUCUCUCUCUCUCUCUCUCUCUCUCUCUCUCUCUCAUCUUGCUUCUCCAGCGUCGAUCCAAAUGAUCAGAAGAAAACUGCUUGCUAUGACAUUGAUGUGGAAGUGGAUGACACUUUGAAAACCCAAAUGAAUUCUUUCCUGCUCUCCACAGCCAGUCAGCAGGAGAUAGCUGCACUGGAUAACAAGGUGGGAGCGAGUCUCUGAAAAGUGGCCUUUGCACUUUGCAAAGACUCUUGCUUUGAUCUCUGUGAUGUCUGAGAAGGUACAGCUCUUCCUGCGUCGUGUCCAGUUGUGAGCUUUUAAAGUUGUUCUGCAGCCAUGUAGAUUAAAACUUUGGGGUCAUAAAAAUCCAUUGAAACAGCAAGCAUUACGCAACUCUGUUGGGGUGGUGAAAUAGGGCAAAAAGAAGAAAAAUACUUUAUAAUGCUUGGUGAUUUAGAGAAGGCACCAGCAGUUGGCAGUCCUGGUUUCUUCCAUGACUGUAUGUUGAUGUCAUGCAUUGGAUUGCAGCAUUGAGGUUCGAACAGACAGCUUCUCCCCAUUGCCUUUAGAGUAAGCCCAGAUUUAAGUUGUGCACAUUCAGCUUACGCCUUACGCGCUUGGCAAACCAAAACAAAAAAUUUAGAAAGGGGGCGGAUGUCCACUGACCAUUGCACCCAAUGCCGUUUUGGCUUUAGGCGUGAUCCCUGCAAUGUAACCCCUGCGUAAGUUGAGGGCUUUGUGUAUUUCUGAAUACUUUGGUUAUGUAGGGUAGGGGUGGUAGACCCAGUGUGGUGUGUGGGAACCCAGCCGCCACCCUCCUGCAGAUUUUAAGCAUGAGAACAGCCUCCUAAGGGAGCUAGUAGGCUUUUUCCAAUUGCAGUGUAGGAAUGAUUUGGGGGAGCUCUAACCCUGCAGGUGCACACACGUACACUGAAAACGGUCCCUCUGCACCACAACAAGGUUUGAAAGCAGUCUUCUGUUGAAAGGCUGUUUUUAAGCCUAAUUGCGGUGUAUAAUUUUUGUGGCAAGAAGGCUUCUCCAGCUGCAAGCGCCUCAAAUAACACAGGCACCGUUCUGGCAGCUUGGCCUGAAAACUGCCAAAAUGAUUGCUGGCGGGGGAUGAACAAGUGCAUGAGAGAGUAUGAUUUGACCAGGCCAAUUUUGCCUGCACCCACUGUUUGUUUUUUGGUCCUCGCCACCAUUGGCUAAUGCAGCCUCCAGAGAGAAUUGUGGCCUAUGGACCCAUAAAAGUUCUCCAACGUGAGAGCCAGUGUGGUGUAGUGGUUAAGAGCGGUGGACUUGUAAUCUGGUGAACCGGGUUCACUUCCUCGCUCCUCUACAUGCAGCUGCUGGGUGACCUUGGGCCAGUCACACUUCUCUGAAGUCUCUCAGCCUCACUCAACUCACAGACUGUUGUGGGGGAGGAAGGGAGAGGAGAAUGUGAGCCACUUUGAGACUCCUUAAAGGGAGUGAAAGGCGGGAUAUCAAGUGCAAACUCUUCUUCCUCCCUAUCCCUGCUCUAAGGCCUGUAAAUGUGAGCUGCACAUUGCACUGGCUCACGUGACUCCCCAAUGGUCUUUUCUGACCAAAAGGGAGCACAGAAUACUCUGGCCCAGGCCCGCUUCCCGUGUGUAUUUUCACUGUAUCUCUACAAGAAUACAUGCCACCUACUCUCAUGCAGGUGUGUGGUAUCUCAGUGGCAAAACUACCUGUUUUGUCUUGCAAACGGACAGCUUCUUGAUGAACAUAUGGCCAUUCAGCAGCUCAGCAUCUUGCAAAAAGGGUUCAAGGGCAACUGCUGUCUGAGAGUUUUCCACAGUCUCUCAGGUCAUCUGUAGCAGCCUUUAAGUCUAACCUGGGUUUUCUCAGCUUCCUGGCCUGCAGUCAGCCUUUCAGAGCCUCUGGGACAGCUGCCCAGUCACUGUCAUUAAAGGAUGAAACAAAACAGAUUCCUGCCUGGUAGGAUUCAGGCUCUGGGGCAACUGCUGAAGGAUCUACUACUUUUAACCAGGACAGGGGGUGGGACUUGUAGGGAUGGUGCAUGUGGAGAGAGCCUUGACACAAUUGGGUCAGCUAUAAAAUAUCCCAGCCUACUGCAUACUUGCAAGCAUAUUUACUCAGAAUAAGCCCCAUUGAGUUUUUAACGGGACUUACUCCCUCCUUGGGAUCCCAGUCCUGAUGCCAUUUCAGUUCUGCCUUUUGACGUUCUGGAGUUUUUCAUACAGAUUUUAGCUUUCCCUGCUUGGAAUUGAUGGCUGGGAUUUUUUUUUUUAUUUGCUUAAUUAAUACAGCUGCUACUAGAUCCGUAUGAACCCCUUCAUAAAUUUGAUCCCAUUUGCUGAAUUGAGAGAGAAGGGGGACCCUAAGUUGGGUUUACAGUUGCCUUGUUCUGAAACCAUGCAACAAACCAAAUGAGUGCACGGAUAAAAUGGCACAAAUUUACAGGAAGGAAGAGGAAAAACUUGCCACAGCAGAGUAGAGGACUCAGUCGGUGGCCAAGAAGAGAGGUAUAAUGUGUGUUCUUGCUUCUGAAUAUGUUCUGCGUUAAAAAAACAACGAGGAGUGAAAAUGUGCCCCAGGAUACAUUGGAAGCUGCAGACCUUCUUCAUGUGCGUUCUGGUAGCAGGUGGCAUUUCAGCACGGUGCUGUUGCAUCCCUUUUGCCAACGUUUCCGUGCGUCGUUUUCUCCCAUCUCAGAUCCACGAGACCAUAGAAACAAUCAACCAGCUGAAGACCCAGCGGGAAUUCAUGCUGAGCUUUGCCAGAGACCCCCAGGGCUUCAUCAACGACUGGCUGCAGUCCCAGUGCCGGGACCUGAAGGUGAGAAGCCUCGAAGGAGAAUUCAAGCACAGAUCACCACCUGGCUUUGUUUGGGCCAGCUACACUGCAUUUCCAGUUGAAAGGCUAGCCUAGGGGGUUAAAAUUUAGAAUCCUUGUUGGGCCUUUCAAGCGAGGGCUUCCGGCUUAGCUCAUGCAUGAAUGGAUGCAUUAAAAGGGUCUCCCUCUCCCUUUCCCUAUGCUCCUUCCAGGCUAUGACUGAUGUUGUCGGGAACCCAGAAGAGGAGCGCCGAGCUGAGUUUUACUUCCAGCCAUGGGCUCAGGAGGCCGUGUGCAGAUACUUCUACUCUAAGGUAAACAGGCUCAUCCUCUGUGAUCCCUUCCAAACAGUGAGCUGGACAGUCUCCCAUAUCAUGGAGAGUCACCUACUCAGUUUGGGCAGGAUACAGUGGUGCCUCGCAAGACGAAAUUAAUCCGUUCCGCAAGAGUCUUCGUCUAGCGGUUUUUUCGUCUUGCGAAGCAAGCCCAUUGACGGAUUAGCGCUAUUAGCGCUAUCAGCUGUUUAGCGGCUAUUAAAGGCUUAAAGGCUUAGGGGAUUAGCUGCUAAAAGGCUAUUAAAGGCUAUUAAAGGCUUAGCAGAUUAGAUAAAGGGGGGGGAAAGCGAAAAAAAAAAUCUCAAGACUCGCAAGACAUUUUCGUCUUGCGAAGCAAGCCCAUAGGGGAAUUCGUCCUGCGAAGCAACUCCAAAACGGAAAACCCUUUCGUCUAGCGGUUUUUCCGUCUUGCGAGGCAUUCGUCUUGCGGGGCACCACUGUACUUUAGUCCUGGUUGCCCAGUUGCCUUUCAAGGCCCUGCCAGCCAUGAGCAUAUUUAACUUGGAGCCAAACAUAUUUAAGAGCAACACACAGCAAACGAAUAAAGGAUAAUUUUCCAUACUCCUUCAGGUUUAUAUUUUGUCUUGUGCAGUUCAGAGCCUAACCCAGUCUGUGUAUGGAAUAAUCACCAAAACGCCCAAAAAAGAUUUAAAAAUUGGAGGUGCGGGCAUGGCGCACAAAAGAACUUAAGAGUUCACAUUUUUGUGAAGGGAAGAGCACUGUAUACAAACCUGUGGUCCUUGGUUGAAGGGUUGUAUGUAAAUUUAAUAAGUUAAAGAAAGAAGGAGUACCUCUUGAGCCAGGACUAUAGCAGGGGUAGCCAACAUGGUGACCUCCAGAUGGUUUGGACUACAAUUCCCAUCAGCCCCAGCUAGUGGGCUGCAAGGGCAGGUCUGCUGAGAGGCGUCGUCAAAUGACAUUUGGUCCCCCAUCCCUGCUAUAAAAUGUUGCUGGUGUGGCAUCUGCUGCUAGCUCCUCCUUUUUGGAAACAUCAGAAACUGGACAACACCCGCUCUUUCUGCAUGUGUGCUAAAACUCUGGUUUUGGCUUCUCUCACAGGUUCAGCAGAGACGGCAGGAGCUGGAGCAGGCCCUGGGAAUCCGCAACACAUAGGCAGGCCUGCCUCUCCCAAGCCAGCAGGUCUUAACGGCUAACCAAACACUGCAGGGAUUCACUGCUCAGGCCUAUACAAUUCCCACUUCAGCACAGAACCUACCGUUCCUCUCCCGACAUCUCUUUCCGCUGCUCCGGUCCCCUCCCUCGGGGGGAGGAGGGGAUGGUGUCAGGCCAAAGGUCUUGUAUUUCAGCUUGGCCUCCUUCCUCGAUUGUUGCCUUUGGAGCCCCAGGGCUCUCCUGUCCUGGCUCUAGCUGAAGCUCUUCCACGCUUGGAACAGCUUCAGUUCAGAGCCUUGCAAGCUCAGGACCUCCUUGCCAGUCCCUAGGAACUCCCCCCCCCCCCAAUUCCACCCCCAAAGCUGUGUCUGCACAUCAGCUUUGUACCUGAGCAGAUGGGUACAGGCCUGGGCCCGUUCAGCUUCUUGUAGGGCGAGAGGAGAGGAGCAGGAGGGUGUCACUGCAGCAAAUUCCAUAUGCCUUUCAGGGGCUGAGGGAUGUUGUGCAAAUUCAUCUAUUCUGAAACAGCCGGAGCUCCCUCUGGCUUUUUCCCUGGGAGCUGCGACGCAGCAAAGUUGGCAAGGAGUCUGCAGGGUCACUACACUUGUAUCUGUCUUAACUUCAUGCUGGUGUUUUGCUUUUUGUUUUCGAAUGGGGUAGCUGGCGGAGAUGCCCAGAUACAGUCUUGGGCCUGGGCCUGUUCCACAGUGGUCAUCCCAAUCGUUGCCCCCCUCCCCAGCGGGGGAGGAGGGGCAUCUCCAUCUCGCCCCUACCUCCAUCCGAAUUCCUAAACGCUGCUUCUUCCCCCCACCCCACCCCGCAACUCUCUAGAUCCACAGAACUUGGGGGAAGGGCACCUUCCCAGUCAGGGUUGCUUUCCUAAUGCCUUCCUCACCUAAUAUGGCACAGAGCAGGUUUCUGGAGCGAAUUAACAGGGUGCGGAACUGACGGAGCGGGGAGAGAUGGCAGGCAGGUGUUCAUGACCUGGGAGGAAUUUUUGGCAAAAGCAGCCACUCACUUCUGACAUGUGGUUGUUUGGGGCUGGAAGGUUGGUCCCAAGCACCUGCUGUAGGGUUUUUUUUUGGGGGGGGGGAAAUGGAGCUGCAUCUUUCUGCAGACUGGUUUUUGGGACUGUAAUGCAGCUGGACAGGUCCCGGCUGCUUGUACUCUUAUGACACUAGCUGCAAAAAAAAAAUCAAGUUACUGACAAGCCCCACUUCCUCAUCCACCUCCUGGAAUGAGGCCAGGGGCCGCUUUGAAUUCAGGAGUCCGGGUGGCCCUAUUCCCUUGUGUAUGCGUCCACGUUCAGAGAGUGAGAGGCUCUAUCCUUCUUGUCUCGUCUUUGCCAUAUGAAAGACCACCUCGCCCUUUUUACCUACCUCCCCGUCCACCACCAAACCCCGCUUUGUGGUACCAGGGAUUAGAACCCCGGUGCCUUAACGUAGCUGCCGCAGGCUCUCAGGGCAAGUAUAGAUGAAGGAAGCUCAGAGACUGACUGGCUCGGCAAAGUGUAGCUGCUUUUAACUGCUCCCUAUUAUGCUUUUGUGUUUCGUGGCUCUCUUUCUUCUCUCCCUUCUCCCUCCCCGUGGACCAAAUCUUUUUUCUUUUUCUUUUUUUGUACUGUAUCCUUUUAGAUGUCACCUUCUUCUAAUAAAAACUGCCUCUAAACGAUGGA
Molecule: messenger RNA, 18276 nt
Organism: Podarcis lilfordi (Lilford's wall lizard)
Lineage: Eukaryota; Metazoa; Chordata; Lepidosauria; Squamata; Lacertidae
Source: the annotation of a GenBank genome assembly